This is a messenger RNA of Cuscuta europaea, 3372 nucleotides long. Lineage: Eukaryota; Viridiplantae; Streptophyta; Magnoliopsida; Solanales; Convolvulaceae. The record is from the annotation of a GenBank genome assembly.
UACGUAGGUUUCUAGGAUUGUGCGCCGUUUUUUCCUUUUUACGUAGUCUUUCUUUCUCACGUCAAUUUGGCUGCUUAGCGACUGCAUGGCGGAUGACAUGGAAAAUCUUUAUGCCCGUAUGAGUUUAGAGGAUGACGACGAGGAUGGAGUGGACUUGGAUGAGCUUGUACAGGAGGAGGUACCAGCGGGGAAGCCCUUAUGCAUGAUAGGGAAAUUACUCACAGAUAAGCCUUUUAAAUUUCCUUAUUUUCGAGAUACCAUGGCUGACGUUUGGUGGCCGGGAGGAGGGGUGAACAUCCGUGAAAUUGGGGAUCGCAGACUGUUGUUCCAGUUCUAUAAUGAAUGUGAUUUUGAGAGGAUUUCGGUAGAUGGGCCGUGGUGCUUUGAGAACGCGCUUUUGGUUUUGCAUACCCUGCAAUCGGCUGAAAACCCUAUUCAGGUAUCACUUUCACGCUCAGAUUUUUGGGUUCAAGCAUACAACCUACCCUUCUAGUUGUUUACGAAGAGGGUUGCCCAGAUAAUUGGGGAUCAAAUGGGACGCUUUGUGUCAGUUGAUGAGCAGAAUUUCAAGGGUUGUUAUAAGGAGUUUAUGUGAAUCCAAGUGUCGCUUGAUGUUGAGGCUCCUCUGAAACGGCGGGUGAAACUGAAACGCGGAGGGGAACCUAUUUGGGUUGAUCUAAAAUACGAGAGAUUACCGCAUUUUUGCUUCAUAUGCGGCUUAAUGAACCAUGUUGAUCGCAUGUGUUCUGGGCGUUUUGAAUAUGUGGAAGGCGGAAAGGAAAGAACUUAUGGGCCUUGGUUAAGAGCCGGGAGCAGAAAGGGCAGUUCGAACAGGGGGAGCAGAUGGCUUGUGGAUGGGGAAGGAAAUUUCUUGUACGGCAGCCCUCCAAGUGUUGCUGCAGCAGGUGUUCCGGCCGACGGGGAAGGGAUGGUGGAAAUCUCUUCACAUGCAGAUGGAGGGAUGACUAAAAAACGCGAUUAAUUUAUGCAAGGAAGUUUAUCAGCAUAUGUUUCGAGACAAGUCGCCAGGGCCGAAUGGGUUGAGCCCAGGAUUUUAUCAACAUUACUCGGACGUGGUAGGUCCGGAUGCGAUUAAUUUUUGCAAGGAAGUUUUCAAAACAGGUAAACUCCCUUAAAAAAUUAAUCAUACGAAUAUUGGAUUAAUCUUGAAAAAAGACAAAUCGGAGGUUAUUGGUGACUGGAGACCUAUAGCCCUCUGUAAUGUGAUUUAUAAGAUUUUCUCUAAGCUUCUGGCUAAUAGAAUGAAAAAAUGGCUUCACCUGUGUAUCUCAGAACAGCAGAGUGCUUUUAUUCCAGGUAGACAUAUUGUGGAUAAUAUUAUUUUGGCUUUCGAAUCCCAACAUUUUUUAAAACGGAAGCGUCAGGGUAAGACUGGGUUGGUAGCUCUUAAGCUAGAUAUGAGUAAGGCAUAUGACAGAGUUGAAUGACCUUUUUAGGAAGGGAUGAUGCGGCAUUUGGGUUUUGAAGAAAGGUGGGUGCGGUUAGUGAUGGAGUUUGUCACUUCUGUUUCGUAUUCCAUUCCUUUUGGCGAUGAGAAUCCCCUAUCGCCAUACUUGUUUCUUCUAGUUGUAGAAGGCCUUAGUGCACUCCUUCGUAGAUAUGAGUCCUCGGGUCGUAUUCAUGGAGCUACGAUUGCUCGUGGAGCGUCGAUGAUUUCUCACUUGUUUUUGCAGAUGGUAGUCUGCUAUUUUUUUUGAGCUAUUACACAUGAUGAGGCUGCUCUUGUCAAAGAAACUUUAGCAGAUUAUGAAGGGGCUUCGGGUCAGGUAAUUAAUUUUAAUAAAUCCAAAGUCUUUUUCAGUUCUAAUGUUUGGGAUGAUUGCAAGGAGGGUCUGACUCGUCUGCUUGGGGUGGAGUUGGCUGGGAAGGAUGAGAGGUAUUUGGGGUUACCGACUCUGGUUGGGAGAGGGAAGACGGAAAUUUUGAGUUAUAUUAGACAGAGGGUGGUUUAUCGCAUCCAUAACUGGAACAAUAAUUUCUUGUCAAAAGCGGGGCGGGAGGUUCUUUUAAAAUCUGUUAUCCAAGCUAUGCCUACAUACACUAUGAAUGUUUUUUUACUGCCCAAUGAAUUAUGUCGGGAGAUUGAAGUUUUAAUGAACGGUUACUGGUGGAAAGGUAAGUCUGGGAAGGGCAUCCGGUGGAAGGAUUGGGCUUCUUUAAGUAAACUAAAAAAGGCCGGGGGAAUGGGGUUUAGGAGGUUAAAGGAGUUCAAUCUAGCUAUGUUAGCUAAGCAAGCCUGGAGAAUUUUCACUAACCCCGGGUCGCUAGUUAGUAGAGUGUUUAAGGCCCGCUGCUAUCCUAAAGGGGAUUUUUUGUCUGCCUCCCUGGGUUAUAAUCCCUCAUUUAUUUGGAGAAGUUUAUUUGAGACCCAAGAAAUUAUUAAAGGGGGUUACAAAUGGAGGGUAGGGGAUGGUAAAUCCAUUAAAAUUUGGGAAGAUCCUUGGUUACCUGAUAGGGAGAAUCCUAGGGUUAUCUCUGAUGUUGGAUUGGGGUUAGAACAAACGGUGGUUGCAAAUUUAAUGGACGAAUCUGGGAAGGCAUGGGAUAUGGAUGUUCUGAGGGAUUUGUUUGACAGUAGGGAUGUUGGUCUGAUUCAGACGAAGGUGUGCAGCGGGUGUCUCCCGACGAAGGAGAACUUGUGUUCUCGUCGGGUGGACUGUUCGGAUCAGUGCGGUUUGUGUGGUACUACAGAGGAAUCUUUGUCUCAUAUUUUUUUGGACUGUGCUGUAGCAAAGGAAGCUUGGUCGAAGGUGGCGUGGAGUUGGACUGAUUCUGGUGCCAGCCACUUCUUGGAACAGGUGCAGCAAGAAUUUCAGCUUCGGAGGAAGAAGGAUUUGAUGAAAAUGAUUUGGGGCUGUUGGGGGAUUUGGUGCGAAAGGAAUCGUCGAGUCUGGCGGAACACAUCCUCUUUACCACGACAGGUUAUGCUCAAAGCGGAAGCUUUCGUGGUUGGAUGGUGCUGUCCGUGCAGACUCUUGUGGGUUCGGGUGGUGCUUACGAGAUGAAGAGGGUAGGUUCGUGGUUGGGGCUGCUCAACCAUGGUUUGGGAGUUUGUCGCCGUUGGAAGCUGAAUUGAUGGGGAUUAGAGAAGCUCUUAGAUGGCUACUGAAUUUGGAGAGGUCCAAUGUUGAAAUUGAAUCUGACGCAUCUCGUGCUAUCUCGGAGAUUAUUAAUGGCUCAAGCUGCUCUUCUGUGGGUUUAAUUGUUGAAGAUAUUAGAGAUAUUGCGAAACAUUUUUCUAGUAUUUCGUUUUCUUAUGUUGGGCGAUCAGCGAACAAGCUAGCUCAUAUCAUUGCUAGAGCUGCUUGUUCUAUGUCUGAUUUGCAAUCUUGGCUUUAUACUCACUCCUCC